Molecule: messenger RNA, 1020 nt
Organism: Dermacentor silvarum
Lineage: Eukaryota; Metazoa; Arthropoda; Arachnida; Ixodida; Ixodidae
Exons: 8
Coding region: 103-1020 (305 amino acids)
Source: RefSeq, a predicted model, not a curated record
GAAACUCUACAGCGUUCUUCACAAAGGAGCUCCUCCCAGGUCUCCUACAGAGGGUAUGCGCCCGUUCUCAGCGCCUUGACGACGCAGCUAGCCCGGGACGACAUGAUAAAAUCCGCAAGCCUGCGCGCUUUUGUGUAUUUGACGAUAUUUUUGACAAGACAUUGUCAUGUUGCGCGCUCAGAAAUAGAGAUUCUUGGCUCCGGUGUCAGACCUGUGAACGAACCGAUGGGUGGGCCAGGACCCAUGCCUGGUGAUGGAGAUGCACCCAUGGGAGGAGGUAGGGAAUUGCCUGGGCCGGGCGGUGAAAGCUCCUCUGGGGAUUCUGAAUUUGGAAUGUCCAACAGUGGCGGCGGCGGUUCCAGGAUUAUUGGACUCCGACGGGUGGGCCCCCUCCUGAAUGGUGGUGCUCCUCCAGGCAACAUGUGGAACGGCAACUUUGGAGGUAACUUGCCCUCCAGCAAUCUCAAUGGUGGUGGAGGCGGAGGUGAUGGAGGAGGAGGUGCGCCGGCUGUCCUCGGCCUAGGCCCUGGUGGUUCUCCGUUGGGCUCCGGCAACGUUGACUUUGAGGGUGGAGGCGAUGGCAGUGCUUUCAGUGGCCCAGGCUCGGGUGGCUCAUUUGGAUCCGGUGGCGGCGGUUUUGAAGGUGGAAAUGGUGGAGGUCUAUCAUCUAGAUUCGGUGCGGGCUUUGGUGGCUCAUCGUUCGGGUCAGGCGGAGGUAAUUUUGAAGGCCCACAAGAAGGUCCGGGGGGCAACGUCAACAGAGAAGGCCCGCCUUCGGGUGGAUUCAGUGGAGGUGGUGGCGGCUUUGGCGGUAGCGGCUUUGGCGGUGGAGGUUUCGGCGGUGGCGGUUUCAACGGGGGUGGAGGUGCCUUCACCGGGACCACUUCAGAUCGCGGUUAUAGCGGUUAUGGCGGCGCCACCAUGCCACCGCGGGCACCAUCAUCGCAAGGAACGCGGGAACCGCAGCCAGAAACGCCAAAAGGCAGCAGCGAAGAAAAUUCGGAAGAGACAGGCUGGUAA